AUGGACGACUACUUCCCAAUGCCUGCUAAACUAAGGAACAAUGAUCCUGCGGAUAUCAUGUUCCGAAGGUUAGGCAGGUUACAGAUACAAUUCGAUCACUUGGCCAAAGAUAUCACAUCCAUGCAACCCAAAAGUGCUUCGGUCUCUACAAAAAUGGGGUGUAAAAAUAAGCCGGUAACUGGCUCUUUGAAGGAAAGAAACUCGGUCUGGGAACAAGAACCGAAGAAACGGCUAUUCCCAAUACUCGUCCACGACAUCAUGCGCCUUAUAGUGGACGACGUCUGCCCUAAUAUCGAGACGGGUGCCCUCCUUUCCGCAUCUAAAGGAGGAUCAGCGGCGUUAAAAUCAAUGAGACUAUUCUACAGGGCAAACAGCUAUUUUUCCGACCUAGUGACGCCAAAAUUAUUCAGCAACGUUGCUAUAGGGAAGGCCAGACUCAUAGAUGACAUCCCUUCCA
Acaulospora colombiana is the source of this 457-nucleotide messenger RNA. Lineage: Eukaryota; Fungi; Glomeromycota; Glomeromycetes; Diversisporales; Acaulosporaceae. The record is from the annotation of a GenBank genome assembly.